UUCGCUUUCUACUUCUUGUUUUUCCCGGAAAAGUUUCAUCAUCCUUUGCCAAGAAACGGCAACGGUGGUUUUGUGAGGUUUAUUUGACUUUGUCCCCAUUGUCCGAAAGUGUUCAAAAGCACGAUAUUCCAUUGAAGGACGGAUACGGUAGACCAUGGAAACUGAGAGAUGAAAAGUCAAACUUUAUUUCAAAACAUCGAUUUUUCCAAAAUACUAAGCUCUUGAAAGGUGUUGUCCUUAAAAAUGAAGGUCACCUGUUCGAAAGCAGCAAUCUAGCUACCGCACAACUGCAGAAUCUUUCCCUUUCAAAGAGGAGAGAGAUCAUAAAGAAAGGUGAACGUGCUGACGAGGGCGAAAAGCAACGUGAUUUCCCUACAAGAAAAAUUAUUUUGACUUAUCAAAAUGUCUUCAGAGGGAGCUGUACAUCAAGAGGAAAGUAGCAACAUAUUUGACAAAGAAGGAGGGAGCAGUGUUAGUGUCGAUUUGGAUUCUGAUUGCUGUCACCAAAAUGAAGAUCAGUUAGGUGCAGCCAAGUGCCCUAUGCAUGAAGAUCGUACUGAGCUUAGUCGAUCCUUGUUUGGUUUACCAGAGGACGAAUCACACCUCCCCACAGUGGACGAAGAAACGAAAUCUUCUAGUUGUGGGCAAGAAAUUCGAAGAAAGGAAAGUCACAGGUCUGCAUCCGUUCGUGGACAUAGUUCAGUGAAGAGUGACUGUAAAGAUGUAGGCGCACGUUCUUUUCCUAGACGAGGAAGUGACGACGUUCCAUCUUUACAGCGAAAAAGUCACAGAAGGGAUGCUCCAGGAAAAUCAAAGAAAACCACUGGCAAACAUUCUGGUGACACUCCAGUGACUCCAAAGCGUGGAAGGGAUCUUGAAUACAGAGAUAAGAAAUACAACCAAGCUAAAAAAACUAGAAAACCUUUUAGAAGUGAAAGAGACAAGAAAGUUGCUGCUCCAUCCUUGGCUGAACAACCCUGUCGUUUGGUCUUCAAACCUCCCUCAGAGCUCCCUGUCAAAAAAGAUGUCGUGACACUCUACCUUAAAGAAUGUUUUGGUGACGAGAUCACGUUUUAUCACGAGGAAACUAAGAAAACUGAUGGUGGGUGUCUCGAAUUUACAUUUGUCUUUCAGAAUAAUGAGCAAGGAAGAAGAGCUGAACUGAUUCUAAAAGAAAACAUCAGAGAAGCUGGAGAAAAAAUUGAAGUUUCUAUUCUCACGGAGGGAGCGCGUACUGAUAUGAUUUUGGUCGAGUGCUUAGCAGAGCUUCAGAAAAAGAUGACAGAAAUCGAAAAGCAGCAUACUGUCAAGAUAGAGAAAAUCAGUCGUCACAUUAAGGCUCUUCAUGUGCAAAAGCACAUAGCUUUUAAUGAAUUUGAAAAAAUACGCUCGGAGAGAGAAGUCCUGGAACACAAGAAGGAGGAACUUGAAUCACAGCUCCGAGAAUUUCGACGUUUUGAACUUAUCACAAGAUCUACUCUGGACGCCCAAAGACGGCUGCCACCCUCCUGUGUUGAGCCUACAGUGAAGAAACUAAGGGAAGCAUUUGGUAGAGAAUGUC
Pocillopora damicornis (cauliflower coral) is the source of this 1561-nucleotide messenger RNA. RefSeq lists its product as uncharacterized. Gene Ontology annotation, cellular component: intracellular anatomical structure. NCBI's taxonomy places the organism in Eukaryota, Metazoa, Cnidaria, Anthozoa, Scleractinia, Pocilloporidae. The record is from RefSeq and is a predicted model, not a curated record. Gene Ontology annotation, molecular function: zinc ion binding; helicase activity; ATP binding.